This is a messenger RNA of Monoraphidium neglectum, 3555 nucleotides long. RefSeq names its product Nodulation receptor kinase. Gene Ontology annotation, molecular function: protein kinase activity; ATP binding. NCBI's taxonomy places the organism in Eukaryota, Viridiplantae, Chlorophyta, Chlorophyceae, Sphaeropleales, Selenastraceae. Gene Ontology annotation, biological process: protein phosphorylation. The transcript has 17 exons. The record is from RefSeq and is a predicted model, not a curated record. Bases 1 to 3555 code for a protein of 1184 amino acids.
AUGAAGCGUUGCCCCUGUGCUAGCAUUCCAGACCCCAAGACCCCCGUGCGCCAGCCACCCUGGAUCUUUGACGUAUUCCUCAGCACGGGAAACCGGCCGGCUGACGCGCCCGCGGCGGGCGCGUCGGCGGCCAUGCACCGCCAGCAGCGCGCCGCCGUCUUCAGCACCACCCACCUGGUUGCCGGCCCGGAUGACGUGAAGUUCAACUUUGUCGGCCGCCAAGGCCCCAAGAACGCCAGUGCCGCGGCGCCGCUGAGGGUGGCGCCGCCCGACGCGCUGUUCCUCAACAACCAGUUCUGCUGGCCCCUUGGUGCCACGGGCAGCGGCGAUGCGGGCCGGCAGCAGCAGGCGCCCGCGCAGAUGGCUGUCCCGGCCCGUGCAGACUACCCGCACCAACUCAAGGUGGAAUUCUUGCCGAUUGAGCUGGAGGCACGUGCGGAGGACCAGGGUGCGGCCCUCUUCGCAGCCAACUACAACCAGUUCUACUUCAAGGUGACGCUGAAUGACACGUCCAAGGGUGCUGUACCCUUGGACCAGAUCGUCAUAUCGUACUGGUUCAACGGGCCUGAGGACAUGCAGGACCAGGACGCCUCGGGGAACGUGUCGGCAGAGCUGGCGGCGGCGCAGUUCCGCCUGGCCUGCAGCGACGCGUCGCCGGCCGUGGGCUGUGACAGCCUCAUGUGGAACGUCACCCCCGGCCUGCCCGGCGUCUUCGGCGCCCGCUUCCGCCUUAACGUCUGGGCCGCCCCCGCCGCUGGCACCCUCGUCGCGCCCGGCGGCGGCAACGCCAGCGCGGCGCGGCUGACGGAGUUUGAGGCGAUCGUGAGCCUGGAGCCGCGGCGCUUCUUCGCCAACAUGAACUCGUCUAAUGACUACAGCUGGCUCGAGACGCCGCGCCUGCCCGGAGCGCCGCCCGCGGGCAACGCCAGCGCCGCAGGCGGCGCCGCGGGGCGUGGCGCCAACGGGACGGACGCCGCCAUCGUGCGCCGCGCGCUGCAGGCAAAUCCCCGCAUGCCGGCGUUCCUUUCAGGCGUGCCAGCUUGGGGGAGCCCCCCCAAGGCCGCCCCCGCGCCGCCCGGCGCGGCCGCGGCCGCAGCCGCGCAGCAGCAGCAGCACGGCGGGGGCGGCGGCGGCGGCGCGGGGGACGGGCAGCUGCCGCCGGGGUCGUACUGCCGACCGACGCCGGCUGGCGCGGGGCGGGUGUGCGGCGUAUCGAUGACAUACUGCUGCUUUGGUACCGCGCGGUUGGCGGCGGCGGUCCCGCAGGACUGGCCUGAGCGGCUCUUUGUCGACGAUGCCGCGGCGCUAAACUCCAGCGACCUGGAUGCGAUAAGCGUCCUGCUGCCCGCCGACCCAAACGCCGGCGCGGCCAGUGGCGGCGGCGGCGGCGCGGCGGCGCCGACGCCACCGGCGCCGCAGCAGGGCUCUGCGGCGGAGACCCCGGCGCCCGGCCCGAGCGCCGGCAUCGCGGGGCUUGGGAACGGCGGCGGCAACAGCGGCGGCGGCAGCGGGGGCGGCUCAAUGCCGACGUCCGCGGCAGUGGCCGUGGCGGUGGCGCUGCCUGUUGUGCUGCUGGCCGCCGCCUCUGGCGCGCUGUUCGCCCUCCGCCGGCGGCGGCGGCGGCGCGAGGGCCAGUAUGAGAAGCAGCUGCUGCAGAAGGAGCCCAGCCGCCCUCAGAGCCACGGAGACGUAGAAUGGGGCCCCCCCGGCGGCGUCGGCGGCGGCGGCAGCCACCAUCCCUCCAACGGCGAAUCCGACGUGCUCUCCCCGCUGCCGCCGCAACAUCGCGCGCCGCCCGAUUACGGGCCGCAGAUCGCCCGCACCCUCAGCAACGGCGCCAGCUGGCUGGCAAACCUGCUCGGCGUCUCCCCGGCUGCCAUAGCCGCCUCGCCGCCCGCACACCUUCCUCUGCUCCCGAUCACGCACGCCGGCCCCCAGGCUGGUGCCGCGGCCGCGGCCGCGGGCGCCGGCGGCGCGGCGCAGGCGGGGGCUUCUUUGGCGACUGAGGGGGCUCUCAGCCGCAGCAGCACCAGCAGCGACGGCGGCUGCGACUCGCCAGGCUCGCCGGCUGCGCCCGAGGCAGGCGGCGCCGCACGGCAGCACCCGCGCACCGUGAUUCAGCCCCACGCCAGCGGCCCGCCGCUGCUGCCGCUCUCCACGCCGCCGCCGGCCGCCGCCGCGCUCGCGGCCGCGCUCGCCGCCGACCCCCACACGCUGUCCGUCUGCCUGCUCGGCGCUUGCAAGGCGAGGGCGGCCGGCUUGGCUGGCACCAGCGGCGGCGGCAGCGGCAGUUUUGAGGGCAGCGGGCUGCUGCGUGAUGGCCACCUGUGUAUCCCAGGGCAGGCACCUGUGCCCCUGAAUGUCGACUUUCAGGCGGAGAUUGAGCCGCGGCUGGGGAGGGUGAUGGGGAGGGGCGGCUACGGCGUUGUCUACGAGGCGAUGUGGCGCGGGCAGAAGGUGGCCGUCAAGCUGCUGUCUGUCGACAGUGACCAGCUGUACGAGGCCUUCAUGAAGGAGGUCGCCCUCUGCGCCUGCUUCAGGCAAGAGCCUUGCACGAACUCCCCACACGUGGUGAAGCUGCUGGGCGCCUGCCUGGAGGACAAGGCGCGCCUGGCCCUCAUCAUGGAGCUUUGUGAGGGGGGCAACCUGGCGCAGCGCAUCUACUCCCCCUCAAAGCGCCGCCUGGACCACCUGGAGAUCCUGAAGAUCGCGGCCGACAUCACCACCGGCCUGGCCUACCUGCACCCCUCAGUGGUGCACCGCGACCUCAAGCCCCAGAACGUUCUGCUGGACCGCCAGGGCUGCGCCAAGAUUGCAGACUUCGGUAUCAGCAGGCACGCGGGCGGCGCGCCCCCCGCCCUCCUUGCACCGCUGUUCAAGGACCCGCACCGCUCCUACCUUUCGGUGACUCACGCCGGCGGCACCCCAAACUACAUGGCGCCGGAGCUCUUCAACGGCAGCAGGGUGGACGAGGCCGCUGACGUGUACAGCCUGGGCUGCAUCCUGUACGAGUGCCUGGCCCGCCGCCAGCCCUUUGCGCACCUGGCGGGCGGCCCCGAGGGCAACAAGUCCUACAACGUGCUCUUUAAGAUCAUCGUGGCAGUGGCCAUCGCGGGAGAGCGCCCCGCCCUGCCCGACGACGCACCGCCCCGCAUGGCCGACCUCAUCCGCCGCUGCUGGCGCGAGGACCCCCGGCAGCGACCGACUGUGAUGGAGGUGCUGGAAAACCUGGAGUCGCAGAUGCAGGAUCUUCCAUCCAGCGGUGCCGGCGGGGUCCCACUGGCGGCGGCUGCGGCCGGCCACGAGCUCCAGUGGCUAGAAGCUCGGGACGCAGAAGAGCACGGGGCCAGCAGCAGCACCGGCAGCAGCGGCGCGCACCCCGCCUCGCUGGUGGGGACGGGGCGCGCUGACGCCGGGCUGCCUGCCGGGGCGCUGGUCGGCGGCGGCAGCACGAAAAGCGGCGCCGAGCGCGGGUUGGGAGUGGUGGCGGCAGGCGUCGAGUCGCCCGUGGUGCACCCCUCGGCGGCGAGGAGGGUCCAUUUCGCGCACCCGUGA